AUGGCCUACUCAACCUCGACUACAAAUUCACCUCCCCCGUUUACCAAACUCCCGCACUCUGCCUUUCUCGCUGACAUUGAAAAUAACAUCACGUUGCGUCUACUGGAGUUCAAUUUCACGCUCCGGGCCCAAGACUUGGUCCAGUAUAGGGCGCUAUUCUCGACGCUGCCGCUCAUCGGCGAAAGAAUCUUUCCACCAUACUAUGUAGCGGGGUUCAGACCAGAUGGUUCAUUCCAAUUCUACCCUCCGUAUCAGGUGCCGCAACCGAACAAACCUCCGCCCGGACAAUCGGCAGACCGAAUUAUUCAGUCUUUUCUCGGCCUUCUCAGCGUCAUUUAUGAUCGACGUAUCUUUUUCCAUAACAUGGAGGAGGUUCGCGAUGUGUGUGACAUGUGUUGCGACUUUGGCCUGCUGCACGAGGUCUCCGACUACAUGAACAACAAGGAGCAUUUUCCCGGUGAGAACCAACAGGUGCUGAGUACGAUUCAUAAAGCGCCCGUGAUGAGCAUGAUCCUAGCAGAGACGUUGCACAACCGGUUUCUAUACUCCCAGGCCUUCACUCUGCUGGCAGGGCAGGUCGUGAACGGCGGCCGUCCAAGGUUCCUAUCAGGUCACAGCGGUGCGUUGGACAAGGUGAGUGUGGAGACGCGAGAACGAUUGUUGGCUGCGUACGAUCGGACAAUGCGGCGCUUUGAACGGACGGAGCAGCGGUUACGGAAAGUGAUGGCAGAGUUUCGUGGGUUGCUGGGCGACUUCGGUGUUGACUCCGGUAACAUCGUCUUCGAUCGGUUCGCUAGCCUUUGGACCGUGUUCACAAAGAACCUCCACAGAAAUCCCAACCUAUAUCGGAUGUGGAGGGAAAUCAUCCUCGCGGUUGAACAGCACGAUGGGUGGAAAAGGAACGCUUCGCCUCAAAUGAUCAUGGAACUAGCGGUCACUAAACGAGAACUCGCCGAAUUCCUCCAGAAUGCUCUUUGCUCAAGUAGCUAUUUGUAUAUGCCGGUCUAG
This is a messenger RNA of Aspergillus steynii IBT 23096, 1008 nucleotides long. RefSeq lists its product as uncharacterized. The record is from RefSeq and is a predicted model, not a curated record. The coding region runs from base 1 to 1008 and encodes 335 amino acids. The transcript is spliced from 3 exons. NCBI's taxonomy places the organism in Eukaryota, Fungi, Ascomycota, Eurotiomycetes, Eurotiales, Aspergillaceae.